UCAACAUUUGUAGGUCAAAGUUUACUACUGUCAUGUCGCUUUAGAAACACUGACAUGUGUCUUUAACAAAUUGUUUUAUUUCUUAUAUAUCGAAACUCUCUAUACAUAGGAUGUUGUCCAUGCCGUUUAAAUCAAAAACGUAUGACUAAGUUCCACUUAAGCAUCAGCUAUAUUUGUAUGAACGGCGUUGUCGUGUUUGAGAGAAAUCCCGUGUUGGAUUGCUGCGGAGGGUUCAGUAACGUGGAUUACACCAAGGCCGACAUGUCUGUGCUAUUAGAGGUGAUGAAGCACAUCGACCUGAUGGAGCCUAGGUUCUGUGUGGCUGUCGUCGCCAUCAUCUUCAACCCGUUCUUCUGGAAUGUGGUGGCCCGGUGGGAACACAGGACACGGGGGCUGACGCGACUUUUUGGGAGCCCCUACCUGGCCUGCUACUGCCUGGGCGUGCUCAUUCUGCUACUCAACGUUUACCGCAGUCACAGCAUUACCGUGGCGAUGAAGGGCCAGCCUCGGUUGGAGCUGCUGGACGGGGUGCACAUGUACUACGUCGGGGCCUCUCUGAUGGCUGUGGGCUCCCUGCUGGUCGUGGCCAGCUUCCUGGCCCUAGGUUUCACUGGAACCUUCCUCGGGGACUACUUUGGAAUCCUAAUGGAAGAGAAGGUGACUGACUUCCCUUUUAACGUCAUGGACAACCCAAUGUACUGGGGCAGUACAGCCAACUACCUGGGCCUGGCCCUAAUGAAUGCCAGUCCUGUGGGAGUGCUCCUGACGGCUGUGGUGGCUCUGUCCUACCGAGUGGCUAUCGCAUAUGAAGGGCCAUUCACAGAGGAGAUCUACCGGAGAAGGAGCAAACGAUGCCAGCACAAAUAAGAGUGGAGGGGGUUUGCUUAGGGUUAUCCCUGGACAAACCCACCCUGCUCUGGCCCCUCCACCCACCAGAAGUACAUGGAGAGGACGAGGAGAUGGAGAUCACACGGUAACUCAUAUCAGCUCAUGGCUAAAGGUCAUCAGCAGCUCAUCUCCAGUUCUCGAGCAACGGUUUCUUCCUAAUGGUUCAGUCCUGUUAGACAAACUUUUUGUAAGUCCACUGACUCCUAUUCUGCUGUCAGUGGGUGCCUGGUAACCAUAAUGUUAUUCCUUUGUUUUUAGUUUAUCUCCCUAUAGAAAUAUUCCCUAAUAUUCCCUUUCAGCAUGUCAAUUAAAGCUACAUUUCAGACUAGAGAUAGCUGAAAGACCUUAUAAAAUAACAGCUACAGAAGGCACAGAGUAAUUGAACCUGCUAAAGCUGCAAGUGUAUGUAUAUAUUUGUACGUAAUUCCCAUAUCUGUUGCAAUAGUAUGACUAAAUAAAAACUACUCGGUUUACCAGUUGCAAAUAAUAAAUCAGCAUAUUAUUUCCCAAAAGUCAGAUGUGUGAAUUGCUGUGCUGUCAUUUUGACCUUAUAGAAGAUAAUGAGAUUUCUGUGAAGCCCGAAAUGUAAUGCUUAAAACAGUGUACCAAAAGUAUGACAUAGUCAUGCCUUUUUUCCCUUUCCCAAAAGCUAUAAACACCAUACCUCACUGUCAUGGCUCUGGCAGAGAGAGAGGUCAAGUAGAUAUAAAGAAUGGUAAACCAUGCACUAAACGGAGGGUACUGGGACAAAAUCUCUUAGUUCCCUCACAGCAAACAUGUUUGAUUCCAGUCGAUCAAUCAGAUGUUUGUAUAAUGAGGUAUGGGAUCAUUUCUCCCAGUAAUGGUCAUUUCCUAUUAGCUAAUCACAGUGGCAGACUAUUUGAAACACUAGUUUAAACUCAGCAACUGUACUAUAGAGGAGGAAUUGAUUAGAAUUCUCUGGUUCCAUUAUUGCAUUUACUAAGAUGAAUCGUGACAAGCUGCACAUGGUCCUUUCCUACAUACCAUAACUACAAGCCAAUAUAUUGGCUCUGGCACUUGUGAGUGUGAUUUGAAUGACUUAACUGACUCUGUAAAUUAAAUCAUCAGGAGCUCUUCAACAGAAAGUACCUUAUGGCAUGUAUAUAAGAGAAAUAAGGGCAUUUCACUUAAAACAUCAACUCAUCAGCCAAAUAAUAACUCAUCCUGACUGUAGCGGGUUAAAUUCUAAUGUUGAAAUGCUACUACAAAACAUGUAUUUCCUUCUUGGAUAAAAGUAAAGCACAUCAGAUUCAAGGUAUUAGACUACAAAUAUUGGAAGGAAAUAUUGAAGUGUAACUUAUGUUACACCUGUGGAAAUGCAUAUAAACCAAGCAUAGUGGUCACCUGUCCAGAGAAUGUGUAAGCUAAAGUGUUUGAAGAACACCACUCCAAUCUGCAAGAGCUAACCUCGCUGAAGUGGUCCUGGAUCUCACUCGCAUACUUAUAACACUAUAACAAUUUCCAGUGACUAUAAGUUCUCUAUAAGACAAGGCACCCUGAGGACUUAUUUUAUGUUCUAAUACAUAUUCAGUCAGUCAUGGCACAAGUGCAGGGCCAAAAUGUUUUCUAAAAGCAAAUAAAAUUAUUUUAACAUCUGUAAAUUACUCUGGAGGUCAAUGAAAAGAUAAUAGGAUAGAUAGAUGUACUGUUUGCUUUACCCAAUUCAGGUAAGUAGGAAAUUUUGCACCAGUUUUCCUCUCUCUCUUUCUUUUAGUGCAAAGUGCAUUACAGUAGUCUCACCAAGAAAUUCUACCUUAGUUACUAGGGAACUAUAGGACUGUGCUUCAGUACUUGACAAUUAAUUGCAUAGAGCACACUCGUGUUAUCCCUUCGCUUCUUAGUAUCGGAGAACAGGAGGACUGAAUGGGCUUGAGUGUCCUCUCUCUUGCCUGUUCAGACCUAUGUUGGUGGCUUGUAGAAUGGUUGCGAGGUUUUCACAUAGAAUAGGCUACACUUUUCCACAAAAAAAGUGCUAUUAUAUUGAAGUAGAGUUUUAUGUACAUGUCCAUAAGUAAGAAAGGAGCAACUGUGCUGAUGUCGCUGUGAUUAAACCGGUAGUUUAGGGAAGGCUCAGCUAGACUUCCUUCACGCUGACUGGCUGACAACUGGCUCAGUGUGUGCGCUCGUUUAUGCCUGGCCUUUCUUUAUUCACAGCUAUAACGCAUGCUUUGUGCGGUAGCUCUCGCCCUCUCUCUGUCUCCAGUUGAUGCCUCUCCUCUCCAACAUACCUCACUGCCAUUCCUUGCUUGCUAUCCCGCUCUCCCUUACGUGUACUCUUUCAACCAGCCUGUAUCUUUGGCUAUGAAAAAGCUGUUCCCACAUCCGUGACCUGCACUGUUCAGGCAGGUUGGCGGUGAGCUUGCCGCACAAACUUUACUGUGAAAUUGACUAGUGAAAUGACAUCGUCAUCUCUUAGGGUUCCCUCUAUAAUGAGGUAGUCUACGUGUUAUCAAACUAGAGGUUGCGUUAUUGUUUGCUUUUACAGAAGUAAUCUCUCCUAGGCGUACUUUAGCCUAUGUCUGUAAUUAGAGUUUAGUGAAAACCUUGUUUUAAUUAUGUAAUCUUAACAUAUGUCUUAUGAUGAAGUAAGCCCAAUGUGCAACGUGCUUUGGCUUAGGCCGAAACUACCAUUAUUUUCCCCUUCUUUAUACAUUGUGUAUGUAAGCAAUAUGUGAGGACACCUUGUAAUCCAUGAGAGUGUUUCUUUACUUGGGUGCAAUCUGCCACACUCAUAUUGACUUUUCCUGUGAAUACAAUGCAAGUUCUUAUUUGAUGGUUUUCCCCUGUAUGUCAUUAAAGCUCUAAUGCAUUGCC
Messenger RNA from Electrophorus electricus (electric eel), 3723 nucleotides. RefSeq names its product phosphatidylethanolamine N-methyltransferase (gene pemt). The record is from RefSeq and is a predicted model, not a curated record. Gene Ontology annotation, biological process: phosphatidylcholine biosynthetic process. Lineage: Eukaryota; Metazoa; Chordata; Actinopteri; Gymnotiformes; Gymnotidae. Gene Ontology annotation, molecular function: phosphatidylethanolamine N-methyltransferase activity.